AUGCUUAUGGACUGGAGUAUCGAGAUUUUUGUGAUGAAUAUAUAUGGUAGUUGGUGCCAGGUGGUACACCUAGUACAGUUGGUCGUGGAGAACAGGUAUCUUGUAUUGAUUGUAUUGGCUAUUGAUGAUUCAAAAAUGCAAAGAGAAACAGCGGCAGGGCCGCCGGUGCAACUCGAGCCAGUGGACCUGUCGGUGAAGACGCCCGUGGUGCUGCAGGUGCCGCGCUAUAAUCCGGCAGCGCUGAUAGCGGUCGCCGCGGCGGCAGCGGCGCGCAAACCAUCCUCCCCUGCCUCCACGGCGACGCCCACGACGACGAGCACGAGGACGACACCGCCGACGCAGCCGCUCCCGCCCUCCAUCUGCGUGUCCACAGUGUCGCCGAGCCUGCCACUGGCCGACAUGGCCCGGCAUCAGCACCACCACCAGGAGCCGGCGGAGCGCGCGCGUCGAAGCUCGGCCGUGGGGACGACGCCGGCGUUGGCGGCCGGGGCGAGCGCCCAGGUAAACAGCAGGCACCAGCCCAACAGCCAACAGCAGCCGGUUGUGGUGGUCAACUGCGCGGACAGCAGGCCGGCCGAGAGGAACGACGCGCUCACGAGGACGACGGCGCGCCACAGAUGCCGGGAACGCCAGCCUGCGUCCAUAUGCUCGAUAGAGCCGCCCGAUCCGGUCUUUGUUUCCUCCUCCGCGGCACUGCUCGCCCUCCAAAAGAUCAAGGAGGCUACCAUGGUGUUCCACAACAAACGGCCAGCGCUGACGCAGGGCAUCGGCCUGAGCAGCAGAGCCAACAACGCCGGGGCGAACGUAGGCGGCAACGGGACCAGCCUCGGGAGCGCCAACAGCGUCGACAACGACUGCGGGGACGCCCUCAAACGGCGCAAGGUACACAGGUGCGACGUGGCAGGCUGCGACAAGGUAUACACCAAGAGCUCGCACCUCAAGGCCCACAAGAGGACCCACACCGGCGAGAAGCCGUACCAGUGCACAUGGGAGGGCUGCUCGUGGAAGUUCGCGCGCUCGGACGAGCUGACGCGGCACUACCGCAAGCACACCGGCCAGAAGCCGUUCAAGUGCCAUCUCUGCCAGCGCUCGUUCUCGCGCAGCGAUCACCUCUCGCUCCACAUGAAGAGGCACUGAUGCCGCUGCCCAAGGGGACCGUCCCGGCUGCCGGGAGCACGGGGACACGGACGACCCCCUCCCCAAGCAAGAAGCAC
Molecule: messenger RNA, 1214 nt
Organism: Copidosoma floridanum
Lineage: Eukaryota; Metazoa; Arthropoda; Insecta; Hymenoptera; Encyrtidae
Biological process (GO): regulation of transcription by RNA polymerase II
Molecular function (GO): DNA-binding transcription factor activity, RNA polymerase II-specific; RNA polymerase II cis-regulatory region sequence-specific DNA binding
Source: RefSeq, a predicted model, not a curated record